Molecule: messenger RNA, 3204 nt
Organism: Trematomus bernacchii (emerald rockcod)
Lineage: Eukaryota; Metazoa; Chordata; Actinopteri; Perciformes; Nototheniidae
Gene: plk4
Product: polo-like kinase 4 (Drosophila)
Exons: 15
Coding region: 160-2910 (916 amino acids)
Biological process (GO): protein phosphorylation
Molecular function (GO): protein binding; protein kinase activity; ATP binding
Source: RefSeq, a predicted model, not a curated record
UAUUUUCAAAAUGGAAGUAAUUGUAUAGUUUUGGAGGGUAUCACAAGAUCAACAUUUAUACGUCUUCUGAACACUCCUUUACCGACUAUCGAUGUACUGUACCGAUCAAGGAAUAUUAUUACAAACUUGCAUGCAUCUGCAAGGCGAAAACCAGGCACGAUGAGUGUUUCGAUCGGCGAUAAGAUUGAGGACUUUAAGGUCCUCACCCUCCUUGGGAAAGGCUCCUUUGCAUGUGUUUACCGGGCCAAAUCUAUGAGGACCGGUCUGGAGGUUGCUAUCAAAACGAUUGACAAAAAAGCAAUGCACAAAGCUGGUAUGGUCCAGCGUGUGACAAACGAGGUGGAGAUUCAAUGCCGAUUGAAACAUCCUUCUAUUCUCGAGCUGUAUAACUACUUUGAGGACAGCAACUAUGUGUACCUGGUGUUGGAGAUGUGCCACAACGGAGAGAUGAGUCGGUACCUAAAAGAGCAGGAAACGGCAUUCGCUGAGGAUGAAGCACGACAUUUCAUGCAUCAAAUAUUGAAAGGAAUGCUGUACUUGCAUACCCACGGCAUAUUGCAUCGAGACCUGACCUUGUCUAACCUUUUGCUGACGAGCAGCAUGAACAUUAAGAUUGCAGACUUUGGGCUGGCCACUCAGCUCAAACUCCCAACUGAAAAGCACUUCACCAUGUGUGGGACGCCCAACUACAUCUCCCCAGAGGUGGCCACUCGAAGCGCUCACGGUCUUGAAUCGGACGUCUGGUCGCUGGGAUGCAUGUUCUACGCAUUCCUGAUGGGUCGCCCUCCGUUUGACACGGACUCAGUGAAGAACACUCUGUCUAAAGUGGUUCUCGGGGAGUAUGAUAUGCCUAGCCAUGUUUCUCUGGAGGCUCAGGACCUGAUCCACCAGCUGCUGCAGAGGGACCCCGCCCAUCGGCCCAGCCUGUCUGCAGUGCUGGACCACCCGUUCAUGACCCAAAGCCUGCUGGUCCGGACCAAGGAUCAGGGGUUGGUGGAUGAUUGUUCCAUGGACAGCGGCAUUGCCACCAUCUCCACAGCCUGCACCUCCUCCAUUUCAGCCAGCACCAGCAGCCGCCUCCAGAGGAGAACCAGGAACAUGAUUGGCUCUGCCCUGCCGAACAGAAUGGUGCCCAUUUCAACCUUUUCACGCAAACCCACCAGCCCCUGUUUUGAGGAUGGAGACCAGUGGCAGCAGCAGCAUCAAGCGGAUAUAUUUCACAGGGAGGGAAGAAGCAGGGGGGUUCAUGGUGGAGACAGCAGGGAGCCUCACUCCCGCUACCUGAGGAGGGCACACUCCUCAGACCACUCGGGAUCGGGCCAGGGGCCGGGUCACGCCGAGCUGGGGAGAAGCCACUCAGAGGAGAGUCUGACUGGUUUAGGACGACCAGGAUUCCCCUCCUCUCAGCAGCCUUUCUCAGAGCAUGGACAGCUCCCCUCUCCCCCCGUCAAACAGUCGACAAAUUCUGGGUAUUUGUUACCCACACAGACUGCACAUCCACCAAACCUGCAAUUUCAAGACCUGGAUGGAGUUACAAAUUGGCUUAAUAAUGACGGUUCUGGUCAGAGGCCGGCAGACGGCAGCACUCACAGCAGCAGCGGCAGCUUUCAUAGCGGUCGAGGAGCUCUGGGGACUCACAACUCCUGGACCGACAAGCCCAUGGGCCGAGGUGUGAACCACAACCAGCAACACAACCUUCACUCCAACUCUGACUCGUACAGGGAAAAUAUACCAGAGUUCCAGCCUCCUCACAGCAGGGAAGUAAAGCUGCCUUCAGCCAAACCCGGUGUGGUUAAAGAGAAGAAAACGCUGAGAGACAUAAUCCUGCCCCUGUGCGCGUCCAGACUGAAGCCUAUCAGACAGAAGACCAAAAAUGCUGUUGUGAGCGUUCUGGACACAGGUGAAGUGUGUAUGGAGUUGUUAAAAAGCCAUAGCGGUCAAGAAAGGGUCAAAGAAGUCCUCCGGAUUUCCUGUGACGGUUCCAUGGUGACAAUAUACCAGCCUAAUGGUGGAAAGGGGUUUCCUGUCCUGGACUGUCCUCCUGCUCCACCUGAAGAUAUUCUGAUCUGCAGCUACGAGGACCUUCCAGAAAAAUACUGGAAGAAGUACCAAUACGCCUCUAAGUUUGUGCAGCUUGUGAAAUCCAAGACUCCAAAAGUGACCCUUUACACCAAGUACGCAAAAGUCAUGCUGAUGGAGAACGCUCCGAAUGCAGACCUGGAAGUUUGCUUUUAUGAUGGAGCAAAGACCCACAAGACGUCGGAGCUGGUGCGAGUGGUGGAGAAGAGCGGGAAGUCGUACACGGUGAAGGGCGAGGUGGGGCUGAGCGUUUUGAGCCCGGAGAGCAGGGGGUAUGUGGAGCUGUCUGACGAGGGCCACAGCAUUUGUUUGUCCCUGGAGACCGCCAUCUCAGCGGAGGAGCAGCGCAGCACCAAGAAAAUCCCUUUCUUCCCCAUCACUAUUGGCAGGAGACCUGCCAUCCCAGACUCCCAGUGCUCUUCGUCCCUGCCCUCCCACCCGGUGCCUCCUGAUACUGCUUCACCUCCUCAACCUCCGCAAAUCACUCCUUCAAUGAUCUCGUAUGACGGGUCUGAUUUCACCACAGCCAGCCUGAAUAGGAAAACCUCCCCGCUGCGACAGGACACAGGGAAAGUGGUGAAGUCGAUAUUUGUGCCCAAUGUUGGAUGGGCGUCCCAGCUGACGAGUGGAGAGGUGUGGGUGCAGUUCAACGACGGUUCCCAGCUGGUGGUUCAGGCGGGAGUUUCCUGCAUCACCUACACAUCUCCAGAGGGGAGGGUCACCAGGUACAAGGAGAGCGAGAAGUUGCCAGUGCACGUCAAGGAGAAGCUGCACUGUCUCUCCACCAUCCUGGGCCUGCUGACCAACCCCACAGAGCAUCAUUAUAAAUAACAAAACCUCCCAGCAGCAUCAUUAUAAAUAACAAAACCUCCCAGCAGCUGGCAGGGAACAGAACGUAGCAUUAGAAACCUUUUGUACUGUCUUGUGUUCUUGUAAAUAUUUGUAUUGUUUUUUUUUACAUGUACAGAAGACUAUGAUUAUGAAAAGAUAUAUUUUAAUAAGCAACCCUUUUGUCUCUUUUGUCCGUGUUGAAAAAAAGUCCUUAUUUUUUUACUGUGUUCAAUGAAAUGUGCAAACCAUAAACACCGAGUCAAUAAACAUCUGGAGGCUUGGUGGAGAAAUGCU